AUGCUGGUUUACUUGUUUCACAUUUUCCACCUCCCUUUUCUUAUUAAAAGGUUUCCAAGCUACACAGAACCACAAAAUCUAACAGGUGUCUCAGAAUUCCUCCUCCUGGAACUCUCAGAUGAUCCUGAACUGCAGCCUGUCCUCGCUGGGCUGUUCCUGUCCAUGUACCUGGUCACGGUGCUGGGGAACCUGCUCAUCAUCCUGGCCGUCGGCUCUGACUCCCACCUCCACACCCCCAUGUACUUCUUCCUCUCCAACCUGUCCUUGGCUGACAUCGGUUUCACCUCCACCACCAUCCCCAAGACAAUUGUGGACAUCCAAACUCACAGCAGCGUCAUCGCCUAUGUGGGCUGCCUGACACAGAUGUCUCUUUUUACCCUUUUUGGAUGCAUGGAAGACAUGCUUCUGGCUGUGAUGGCUUAUGACCGGUUCGUAGCCAUCUGUCACCCCCUGCACUACCCAGUUAUCAUGAACCCACGCCUCUGUGGCUUCUCAGUUUUGGUGUCUUUUCUUCUUAGCCUGGUGGAAUCCCAGCUGCACAAUUUCACUGUGUUACAAUUCACCUGCUUCAAGGAUGUGGACAUCUCUUCUUUCUUCUGUGACCCUUCUCAACUCCUCAGCCUUGCCUGUUCUGACACCUUCCUCAAUAACAUAGUCAUGUAUUUCGGUGCUUCCAUAUUUGGGUUUCUUCCUAUUUCUGGGGUCCUCUACUCCUAUUAUAAAAUUAUUUCCUCCAUUUUGAGAGUUGCAUCAUUAGCUGGGAGAUACAAAGUCUUCUCCACCUGUGGCUCUCACCUGACAGUUGUUUGCUUAUUUUAUGGAACAGGCCUUGGCGUGUACCUCAGUUCAGCUGUGUCACCUUCUCCCAGGAAGGGUGCGGUGGCCUCAGUGAUGUACACUGUAGUCACCCCCAUGCUGAACCCCUUCAUCUACAGCUUGAGAAACGGGGACAUUAAAAAGGCCCUGUGGAAGCUGCAAAACAGGACAGUCUAG
This is a messenger RNA of Mandrillus leucophaeus (drill), 993 nucleotides long. Its product is annotated as olfactory receptor 7E24-like. Lineage: Eukaryota; Metazoa; Chordata; Mammalia; Primates; Cercopithecidae. The record is from RefSeq and is a predicted model, not a curated record. The transcript has a single exon. Gene Ontology annotation, cellular component: membrane. Gene Ontology annotation, biological process: G protein-coupled receptor signaling pathway. Bases 1 to 993 code for a protein of 330 amino acids. Gene Ontology annotation, molecular function: olfactory receptor activity; G protein-coupled receptor activity.